AUGCCGAACCUCUUCUCCGCGGCGAUUCGUCCGUACCUUCGGAGUCUUUGGAGCGGGUUCCCCGCGAUGACGGCGGCCGAGGACGUCAAGAUGAUCCUUGUGGUGCGGAAGGAUUUGAAAAUGGGAACGGGCAAAAUCGCGGCGCAGUGCGCGCACGCCGGGGUCGCGGUGGUGGAGGAGGUGUUGUGUUUAAAAUCCGCCUAUCAACGCCCGAUCCACGGCGACGCCGGCGACCCCGCGGCGGCGAACCUCGCGACGGAUCUGCACCCGUGGAUUCGCUGGCAUGACACCUGGCGGGUGAGUGGGAGUACGAAGGUGGUGCUGCAAUGCCCGGAUGAGGCCGCCCUCCAGCGCGUCGCCGCCCGGGCGAGGGAAAAGCGGCUGCCGUAUUACAUCGUUCGCGAUGCCGGCCGCACGCAGGUGGCAGCGGGGAGUAAAACCGUCGUGGCGGUCGGCCCGGGCCCUCGAUUUUUGGUCGAUCAGGUCACGGGGGAUCUAAAACUUCUAUAA
Molecule: messenger RNA, 510 nt
Organism: Phytomonas sp. EM1
Lineage: Eukaryota; Euglenozoa; Kinetoplastea; Trypanosomatida; Trypanosomatidae
Source: the annotation of a GenBank genome assembly